GAUCUCAAGCUCGCUAUGGAGAAUUACGUUUUAAUUGACUAUGACACCAAACGCUUCAAGAGCAUGCAGAGGCUCUGCGACAAGUACAACCGUGCCAUCGACAGCAUCCACCAGCUGUGGAAGGGCACCACACAGCCCAUGAAGCUGAACACGCGGCCGUCCACCGGGCUCCUGCGCCACAUCCUGCAGCAGGUCUACAACCACUCGGUGACCGACCCCGAGAAGCUCAACAACUACGAGCCCUUCUCUCCGGAGGUGUACGGGGAGACCUCCUUUGACCUGGUGGCCCAGAUGAUUGACGAGAUCAAGAUGACCGACGACGACCUGUUUGUGGACUUGGGGAGCAGUGUGGGCCAGGUCGUGCUCCAGGUCGCCGCUGCCACCAACUGCAAACAUCACUAUGGCGUCGAGAAAGCAGACAUCCCGGCCAAGUAUGCGGAGACCAUGGACCGCGAGUUCAGGAAGUGGAUGAAAUGGUAUGGAAAAAAGCAUGCAGAAUUCACAUUGGAGAGAGGCUAUUUCCUCUCAGAAGAGUGGAGGGAGCGAAUCGCCAACGAGGUGUAUCACCAGCUGAAGGAGCGGUUUGCAAACAUGAAGGAAGGUGGCAGAAUCGUGUCCUCAAAACCCUUUGCACCUCUGAACUUCAGAAUAAACAGUAGAAACUUGAGUGACAUUGGCACCAUCAUGCGCGUGGUGGAGCUGUCGCCCCUGAAGGUCUCGGUGUCGUGGAAGGGGAAGCCAGUCUCCUACUACCUGCACACUAUCGACCGCACCAUACUUGAAAACUGUUUUUCUAGUCUGAAAAACCCAAAACUCAGAGAACAGGAGGCAGCCCGGCGCCGCCAGCAGCGCGACAGCAAGAGCAACGCGGCCACGCCCACUAAGGGCCCAGAGGGCAAGUUGGCCGGCCCCGCAGACGCCCCCAUGGACUCUGGUGCUGACAAAGAGAAGGCGGGAGCAGCCACCGUGAAGAAGCCGUCUCCCUCCAAAGCCCGCAAUAAGAAGCUAAACAAGAAGGGGAGGAAGAUGGCCGGCCGCAAGCACGGGCGCCCCAAGAAGAUGAACACUGCGAACCCCGAACGGAAGCCCAAGAAGAACCAAACUGCACUGGAUGCCCUGCACGUUCAGACCGUGUCUCAGACGACGGCCUACUCGCCCCAGGAUGCCUACAGAUACCCUCACAGCCCGUUCUACCAGCUACCUCCGAGCGUGCAGCGGCACUCCCCCAACCCGCUGCUGGUGGCGCCCACCCUGCCCGCGCUGCAGAAGCUGCCAGAGUCCUUCAAGAUCCAGUACCUGCAGUUCCGGGCAUACACAAACCCCCAGUACAAGGCCAGCCUGCAGGAGCUGCUGGGCCAGGAGAAGGAGAAGAAUGUCCAGCUCCUGGGCGCGGCUCAGCAGCUCCUCAGCCACUGCCAGGCCCAGAAGGAGGAGAUCAGGAGGCUGUUCCAGCAAAAAUUGGAUGAGCUGGGCGUGAAGGCGCUGACCUACAACGACCUGAUUCAAGCGCAGAAGGAGAUCUCCGCCCAUAACCAGCAGCUGCCGGAGCAGUCGGAGCAGCUGGAGAAGGACAACCGUGCGCUCCGCAGCCAGAGCUUGCAGCUGCUCAAGGCUUGCUGCGAGGAACUGCAGCUGGACUGGGCCACGCUGUCUCUGGAGAAGCUGCUGAAGGAGAAGCAGGCCCUGAAGAGCCAGAUCUCGGAGAAGCAGAGGCACUGCCUGGAGCUGCAGAUCAGCAUUGUGGAGCUAGAGAAGAGCCAGCGGCAGCAGGAGCUCCUGCAGCUCAAGUCCUGUGUGCCGCCUGACGACGCCCUGUCCCUGCACCUGCGUGGGAAGGGCGCCCUGGGCCGCGAGCUGGAGCCUGAUGCCAGCCGGCUGCACCUGGAGCUGGACUGCGCCAAGUUCUCGCUGCGUCACUUGAGCAGCAUGAGCCUGGCCAAGAUUGUGCUGAGGCGGCACCUGAGCCAGGACCACACGGUGCCCGGCAGGCCGCCCGCCAGUGAGCUGCACUCGAGAGCUGAGCACACCAAGGAGAAUGGUCUUCCCUACCAGAGCCCCAGCGUGCCUGGCAGCAUGAAGCUGAGCCCUCAGGACACGCGGCCCCUGUCCCCUGGGGCCUUGCAGCUUGCUGGAGAGAAGAGCAGUGAGAAGGGCCUAAGAGAGCGCGCCUACGGCAGCAGCGGGGAGCUCAUCACCAGCCUGCCCAUCAGCAUCCCGCUCAGCACCGUGCAGCCCAACAAGCUCCCGGUCAGCAUCCGCCUGGCCAGCGUGGUGCUGCCCAGCUGCGCCGAGAAGGCGAGGAGCACCCGCAGUCCCGUGCUGCAGCCCCGUGACCCCUCGUCCACACUUGAAAAGCAGAUUGGUGCUAAUGCCCACGGUGCUGGGAGCAGAAGCCUUGCCCUGGCCCCCGCAGGCUUCUCCUACGCUGGCUCGGUGGCCAUCAGCGGGGCCUUGGCGGGCAGCCCGGCCUGUCUCACACCUGGAGCAGGGCCUGCCAACUUGGAUAAGUCCUCCAGCUCUGGGAGUCUUUUUGCCACCGUGGGGUCCCGCAGUUCCACGCCACAGCACCCUGCACAGCCCCGGAACUCGCUGCCGGCCUCUCCCGCCCACCAGCUCUCCUCCAGUCUCAGGCUUUGUGGGGCCACCCAGGGCCCGCUCCUCGAGGCCAGCAAGGGGGACCUGCCCUCUGAUUCCGGCUUCUCAGAUCCUGAGAGUGAAGCCAAGAGGAGGAUUGUGUUCACCAUCGCCACUGGUGCAGGCAGUGCCAAGCAGUCGCCCUCCAGCAAGCACAGCCCCCUGACCGCCAGCGCCCGUGGGGACUGUGUGCCGAGCCACAGGCAGGACAGCCGCAAGCGCGGCCGGCGGAAGCGAGCAUCUACCGGGACGCCCAGCUUGAGUGCAGGCGUGUCCCUCAAGCGCCGAGCCCUGCCAUCCGUCGCUGGCCUUUUCACACAGCCUUCGGGGUCUCCCCUCAAUCUCAUCUCCAUGGUCAGUAACAUCAACCAGCCCCUGGAGAUUACAGCCAUCUUGUCCCCCGAGACCUCCCUGAAGAGCUCCCCUGUGCCCUACCAGGACCACGACCAGCCCCCUGUGCUGAAGAAGGAGCGGCCUCUGAGCCAGACCAUCACCUCAGACGAGGAGCCAGGCUCUGAGGACGAGCCCAGCAGUGCCCGAAUUGAGAGAAAAAUUGCAACAAUCUCCUUAGAAAGCAAAUCUCCCCCGAAAACCUUGGAAAAUGGUGGUGGCUUGGCGGGAAGGAAGCCCACGCCCGCCGGCGAGCCAGUCAAGAGCAGCAAGCGGAAGUCCACCUUCUCGCCCAUCUUUGACAUCGGCCUGGCCAAGUCUGCAGACAGCCCGCUGCAGGCUAGCUCCGCCCUCAGCCAGAACUCCCUGUUCACGUUUCGGCCCGCCCUGGAGGAGCCCUCUGCCGAUGCCAAGCUGGCCGCUCACUCCAGGAAAGGCUUUCCUGGCUCCCUGUCAGGGGCUGAUGGACUCAGCCCGGGCACCAACCCUGCUAACGGCUGCACCUUCGGCGGGGGCCUGGCCGCGGACCUGAGUUUACACAGCUUCAGUGAUGGUGCUUCUCUUCCCCACAAGGGCCCCGAGGCGGCCGGCCUGAGCUCCCCGCUGAGCUUCCCCUUGCAGCGCGGCAAGGAGGGCUCGGAGGCCAACCCAUUCCUGAGCAAGAGGCAGCUGGACGGCCUGGCUGGGCUGAAGGGCGAGGGCAGCCGCGGCAAGGAGGCAGGGGAGGGCGGCCUGCUGCUGUGCCGGCCCACGGACAAGACCCCGCUGCUGACCGGCAAGGCCGCCAAGGCCCGGGACCGCGAGCUCUACCUCAAGAAUUGCCACAACCUCUUCAUCUCUGCGGCGGCCGUGCCUCCCGGAAGCCUCCUCAGCAGCCCCGGCCUGGCCCCGGCGGCGUCCUCCGCAGGCGGCGCGGCGUCCUCUGCGCAGACGCACCGGCCCUUCCUGGGCCCCUUCCCGCCGGGACCGCAGUUCGCUCUCGGCCCCAUGUCCCUGCAGGCCAAUCUCGGCUCCGUGGCCGGCUCCUCAGUGCUGCAGUCGCUGUUCAGCUCUGUGCUGGCCGCUGCAAGCCUGGUGCACGUGUCGUCCGCUGCCACCAGACUGACCAACUCGCACGCCAUGUGCAGCUUUUCCGGGGUGGCAGGCGGCACAGUUGGAGGUAACUAGGAUUUCUACCUCAACCGCGAGACCUAUGCAAGGACAGUGUGGACCAACUGGCGCCCGCGGCAUGGUGCCCCCCGGCCUG
Molecule: messenger RNA, 4270 nt
Organism: Nomascus leucogenys (northern white-cheeked gibbon)
Lineage: Eukaryota; Metazoa; Chordata; Mammalia; Primates; Hylobatidae
Product: histone-lysine N-methyltransferase, H3 lysine-79 specific-like
Biological process (GO): DNA damage checkpoint signaling; DNA repair; regulation of transcription regulatory region DNA binding
Cellular component (GO): nucleus
Molecular function (GO): histone H3K79 methyltransferase activity
Source: RefSeq, a predicted model, not a curated record